Messenger RNA from Osmerus eperlanus (European smelt), 1412 nucleotides. RefSeq names its product akirin-2-like. The coding region runs from base 234 to 794 and encodes 186 amino acids. Gene Ontology annotation, molecular function: transcription coregulator activity. Gene Ontology annotation, biological process: positive regulation of innate immune response; positive regulation of transcription by RNA polymerase II. The transcript is spliced from 6 exons. Lineage: Eukaryota; Metazoa; Chordata; Actinopteri; Osmeriformes; Osmeridae. Gene Ontology annotation, cellular component: nucleus; chromatin. The record is from RefSeq and is a predicted model, not a curated record.
AACGAGAAACUACGGCUCAAGGGGAUCAAAAACAAGAAGCAGACAGCAGCUUCAGAGAGCUAGUCUUGCGGCUAAGCUUACUAGCUAGAUCUUUUUGAAAACUUGUCAUAACUUGGUAUAUUCGGCCAAGAAUUUCAGUUAGAACACGCAAUUCAACAAUAGGCGUGCGUUGGCGUGAUUAGAAAAUACAACAACUUUACCCCUGAAAGCAAACGCUACUCAAGCUAACCAAAAUGGCGUGUGGAGCCACCUUGAAGAGGACUAUGGAUUUUGAUCCAUUGAUGAGUCCCACGUCCCCCAAAAGGCGAAGAUGUAUCCCGGUAUCCCCAUCAUCGUCAUCAUCUCCGAGAAAAUAUCUUCGUAUGGAACCAUCGCCAUUUGGAGAGUCGUCGUCCAGACUUACUGCAGAACAAAUCCUGAACAACAUCAAGCAGGAGUACAAACGCAUUCAGAAGAGGAAGCAUCUAGAUGGAAGUUACCAACACAAUGAAGGCUGCAACUACCCCUCAUCCCCAGACUCCCCACCUCAUACCUCAAUUAUGGGAGGAUCCAGUAUGCCAGGCACAUCCAUUGGAGGCCUUUCUCCAUCGAGGAAAGAGCAGCCGUUGUUCACCCUGAGACAAGUGGGGAUGAUCUGUGAGCGUCUACUGAAGGAGCGAGAGGACAAAGUCAGGGAGGAAUAUGAAGAAACCAUGACCACAAAACUAGCAGAACAGUAUGACACAUUUGUGAAGUUUACACACGACCAGUUGAUGCGGAGAUUUGGAGAGCAACCUGCAAGUUAUGUUUCCUGAGGGAGACUUAAGACUUUGCCAGGCGACUUUCUCUUGCUGCAAACUAUCGUGGAAAUAAAUCUCUGAAAUCAUCACUGCAAGAGAUUCAGUUAGCUAGUUAAAUGAAUCUUUUCUUACUGUGCCAUAUUUCUUCUUCGGGCAAAGGUUUAUACAAGCCGUUGUCAGUGGUUACCACUCUGUCGUAAGCAACUUAGGUGCUUCCUAAUGUAAAUGGACCCUUUCUCUCUAAACCAGUGGCCUAUGUUUUUCCUGCUGCACCAGUAUCUACUCUACUCUUACUUUUAUAAAGACACCUGGCAUUCCAGACAUGGUUAUUCCUCGUUUUAUUUCUUAAUGUUACAUGUAUAUAUGAUAAAGCAAUGUAGACAUUUUGUGUAAGGUUUGCUGGUUAAAUCUAUGAAAGUGGGAGAUACAAGUUAGUAUAAUUGAGGAAAAAGUUUGCCCAUGGUUCAUAUUGUUUGUAUUGGACACGAGGAGUUGGAAUUGGGUUUCUUUUUUUUUUUUUCGUGCUCCCUACCAAAACGUUUUAUUUAUUUAGACAUUUUUUGUUUUGCUGGUAUUACUUCAAAGCCUAUGUACUUAGUGGAAAAACCAAACAAUAAAGUGUUUUAAAACAUG